Messenger RNA from Bicyclus anynana (squinting bush brown), 1469 nucleotides. RefSeq names its product ATP-dependent RNA helicase glh-1. The record is from RefSeq and is a predicted model, not a curated record. The transcript is spliced from 3 exons. The coding region runs from base 195 to 1394 and encodes 399 amino acids. Lineage: Eukaryota; Metazoa; Arthropoda; Insecta; Lepidoptera; Nymphalidae.
GGUUGACAGUACCGUUCUCAUUAGCACCAGUUGAGACAAUAACACAGGAAGGAAACGACCAGCCAACUCUCCCGUGCCCCGUGAACUGCGCCACAAAGAACACCGUUCCACUGGAUUUACGUAAACUAUAAAUAAAGUGUGCAAUCCGAAAAUGACAGCAGUUGCACGAUAUUGGUGAUAAUUACAUCAGCAGCAUGAAAAAAACACUUUUCAUACUCAUCGUUGCGUUUAUUGGAACGCAUGGGAUAAAAGUUGAAUUGAAUAAUGAGAAAACGCCAUACGAUUACGUGAAAGAAAGGCUAGAUGCGAUUCCCACUGAUCGGAAAUUUGGACUGCCGCUGUCUGAUUCAUAUGAAGUAGAAGAAAGCGAGGAUUAUCCACAAGAAGAGGAAAAGAUCAACGUAGCGGCGUCAACAGUUUUGAAUACAGUGGCCGGUGCUAGUGGGAUUGGUGUAGGCCAAGGAAUAGGUUUAGGGGGAAUCGGUUUAGGUGGAUAUGGCAUCGGCCAAGGCUUGGGAUUGGGACUUGGUGGUUUGGGUGCAGGAGCAAGACUCGGAAUAGGCAGUGGUAUUGGUGGUGUUGGUCUUAAUAGCGGUGGUAUUGGUACUGGAGGGGUUGGUCUCAUUAAUCCCGCGUUGGGUGGUAUUGGACUCGGAGGAAUCGGUUUUGGAAAUGGGUUGUUAUAUCAUCCAAUUUUAGGCGCCCAAGUGGGUGCUGGCUAUGUCGAUAAAAAGGCUUAUGAUGUCGAAGAAAAGAAAGGAGCUGAUGCUAAUGUAGAAAAACUAGAGAAGAAAGCAGCAGAGGAAGCCAAACACGGACAGGAAGGGUUCCAGCAAGCUGCCGCGGCAGCGAAGGCUGAAAAGGGUGAAUCGAGUUUCUACAAAGAUGAAGAGGCUAAGAAGAAGGCAGCUGGUGAUGAAAAGUUUUAUGAAGGUGGACAAAAGAUUGAUAAACAUGGCGGCAACGAAGAACAGCUUAAAAAGGCCAAGAGCCACAAAAAAGGGCACGUCCACAAAGGGUUCAAAUCAUCCAGCAGUAAGAACGAGGAGGAGAAAUCCGAACACUUCUACGACGAAGCGCACGACGAGGCUGACCACAAGGUCUCCGGGCACAACGCGGGGAGUUUCGGGGAGAAUGCUCAACAAGGCUACAAAGGGGCGCAUGAAGAGAAGGUCCUCGAUGCGAACGCACAAGGGAAAGAAGGGCACCACUCAGCCCAUGAAAAUGUUGACGAUUCCAAAGCUAAUAAGGGCGAAUUCCUGCACAAAGGCUACAAGGAAGGAACAGAACUAUUGGAGAAGUUCAACAACCUGGGAGCUCAAGCAGUGCACGGUCACCAAGAAGCUAGUGGCGGCUACCAACAGAACAAAGGGAUCCUGCCAAUACAUUAUUAGCCUCUCAACAUCGAAAGAAUUGUACCUCGUAUCAAUCAAUGAUCAAUAAAAUCGUUAUCUCUUUGUACUGUAAAA